Molecule: messenger RNA, 1191 nt
Organism: Alternaria burnsii
Lineage: Eukaryota; Fungi; Ascomycota; Dothideomycetes; Pleosporales; Pleosporaceae
Exons: 2
Coding region: 1-1191 (396 amino acids)
Source: RefSeq, a predicted model, not a curated record
AUGACUACACAAGACCCAAACAAUGUUGGUUGGGUCAGCGAGCCAACAACGCGCGGCACAUCAUCACUAUUGUAUACUUGCAUAUCGACGACCAUCAUAUGCACGUGGAGCGCACUCCAUCUGAAUGUGCCUAGGGAAGGCUUAUCUGCUAGUCGUGUGCUUCUCUACAAGAUCGUUGGGUUUAUGUUGGCAAUCAUCGCGCCUGAAUAUUUCGUUGCAUGCGCUGUCGGCGAAUGUUUUGCUGCCCACAGAAUAAGUAAAAUCCUGGCUGAGAUCUUGCCGGGCGGGCGCAAAUGGUCGCAUGCGUUCAGUCACCUCAUAUCGAUGCGUGGUGUCAAGCUCCGGCUAUCGACAGCACCAGACGCCCCCGAAGCGAUCCUACGCAUUCCCGAUAUGAUCAGAUUCAUCGAGCAAGGCUGGAUCGAAUGCGAAGAAUUCUCCAUCGCAGCUGUACAAGAUAAGAGCAAAGCUAAUCCCUUCAACAAAACCGUGGCUUCGAUACAAAUCUUCUGGUUCUUUUCCCAACUUCUCGGCAGGCUUACAUCCACCAUAGAAAUAUCCCCGUUGGAGUGGUUCACGCUGGCAUACGUUAUGUGUGCUUUCUUUAUGUACGGAUUUUGGUGGUAUAAACCUUUCGAUGUCCAAACUCCGCUUUUGAUAUACCCUGAUCCGUCGCUGUCUGCAGAACAAACGCUUGAGCUCAAACAUUCUCUCCCGAAAUGUUUAAAAGACAGGCACAAGUGGAAUGAUAUAGGCGAACUACUAGAUCUUGUGCCGGACAAAGAAGAAUUGAAUACGAUGACGACACGUGACAGGGUGUGGAUAGACCAGCUUCCGAUCAACAAGCUGUUCACCAUAGCUAUAGCGAUAUCUAUAGUGCUGUUUGGGUCUUGUCAUCUGUUUGGGUGGAACUACCCAUUUCCGACAACUCUUGAAACAUACUUAUGGAGAUCUGCCAGCAUAUCCUGCGUGUGUGUCCCUUUGACCUUGCUGGCUUUAGCGUUUUUGAUACCGGUUGGCGGACUCAGUGGGUUAUGGGACAUGCUUGAAGAUUACGCGUGGGCCACACUGAGCAUUAUAUACGUGUUGGUACGGUUGUUCCUGCUCUUCGAGGUAUUUUUCGCAUUACGAUCUUCUCCUCCAGAGAUAUACAAAGCGGUACCAUGGGCUCAAUAUCUUCCUCACAUCUAG